GGAAUUUUUAGUCGUGUUUUAGAAAUCGAAACGAGCGGAUGUAUUUUGAUGUUUCUCGCGCCCCCACGCUGUAGGAAGUUGUUUGUGAAUAUUUCGUGUUUGAGUCCUGUUUGCUAUCGCAACGCUGGUCACGAUUUGUUAUCUGAUUUGGCCAUUGGCAAUUUUGAGCCUUUUCGCACACAUUUUGGACUGGUUAGUUCACACAAAGCUGCAGGUUUAGUUUGAAAGUGCGAAGUGUAGUAUCGUGCCGGUAGAAGGUUUCGGUUUUUACCGACGAUCUCGUGAUACACUUUGGCACCGGCUGCCCUGGCCUUCGGUCUACAUAUAGUGCGAGUGGUGUGUGUUUGUGGGAUGGUCAUCGAAAAACGCCGCCAAGUGCAGAACAGAGCAACGAGGAAAAUCUUCAUCCCAGCUGUUUCGAGUUUCUCUCAGACGAACUACGUCGACUACUAGGUGCGGGAGCACGGAAGAAAAAUCGGAAAAUGCGAAUAGCGAAUAAUGAAAUUGGAAUAAAAUAAAUUUCCUUCCAUUCGUGUGUGCAUUGUUGGUGUUGGUGAAAGCUGAAAUAAUAGUGAAUAUCGCAGCAAAUUUGUUUUGAUAAAUUUGAAUCUGUCAGUCCGUUGUACGUGUUGGUCGUGUUGCUCGCCCGUCUAUCUAUCGUCACCACCCGCGCCACCUGAGGCUACCUGUAGGAAUGAUAAAAUUGGAAAAGUAUUAAAUUGUAGCUACAGAGUGAACGCAUUUGGAGCAAAAUUUGAUUCCGUGCCUAGAUCGGAUCGCAUAUAGUGUGUAAAAACUGUGAAUUGCUUUCGGUGUAGUAAAAAUAGCUAGCGUGAGCUCAUGCCGCGGGCAAAACAAGUGAUGUUUAUUCAAUUUUCUUCGCACGUGUGUGUCCUGGCAUCGCUUUAGAAAAGCCCGAACGGUGUGCGGUGCGUGAAAUACGUGCGUGUCUGAUAGCAAGUCAUCUGUAAGCCUACGGAUUUGUAGCCACCUGAGGACAGCAGCCGUGAAAAUUCAGGAAGCUCACUCCCGUUCUUCUAAACUAGCAAGAUCAGCGCUGACUGAGCAGCACCGAGCAUGGAUAAAUUCAGCACCAUAAAAAUUGGAUUAUUCUGUUUACUUUUCGGAGUGUGUUCGUCGGUGAAGAUAACCAGCCUGAAAGUGCCAUCCACCUAUCUAUUAGAUAAGAAUUCGAAAAAUCCGGACCCGCUGAUACUGGAUUGCGAGUAUGAAGUCGACGAAAGUGAGAAGGGUUUCGUGCUCAAAUGGUUCCUCGAUGGACAGCCGGUAUAUCAGUGGAUACCGACGAAAAAUCCGUUCCCAUUUCAAUCCUUCAAAAACCGUGUCGACACCAGUUACGUCGUAUCACAGGAGCGGCUACACAAGCAUCGUGCCAUGGCCAUCAUUAAACCGCUGGCCAACUUCACCGGAGAAUACGCCUGCAUGGUUCAAACGUUUGCUUCGAUUGACCGGAAGUCAGCGAAGCUGAAAAUCAUUGUUCAAGAGUCCAAGUUUGAUCUCAACUACUACCUAAACGGGGACGGCUACAUCACGGUUGAUUGCCACGCACGGGACAUUUCACCGCUGCCGGAACUGCAGAUUCGGAUCAACGAUAAAUUAUUCGAAACGCAAAAGCUCAAGUCGGUGCAGGGUGAGAAUAAUUUGUACAACGUGUCCAUCAGUGGCAGCAUACAGAAAGAGGAGCUCGAAAGUCCUACCACGAUCGAGUGCUUCCUAAUGGUGCCGGAGACCAACUACACCAAGAAGCGUUCUACGAUUUAUUACGAUCCUGAAAAAUAUUAUAUGGAGAACAUUUGGCUUGCACAUGGAAUACCUAGCUCUGAUUUGAUCCGUCUAUCCCUUGCUUGGAAAUUGUUCAACGUAGUUGAAGAAUCUCAUCUGAGAACCACAACCAGCACAGUAGCUUCCACCACGAUCGUUGGCAUGCUACAAGCGGCACCGGAAAAUCUACUGAAAAAGGGACUGAAUGCCACCGACGGAAACAGUGCAACGGCUCUUCCAGUCCAGAUGCGCACCACAUCCAGCCUGAUAGUGACCCUCGUGACGAUUGUACUCAUUUUCACGUCCACGAUUUUGUAGAUGAACUUCAAGCAGUACACCGAGGUCGAGAUUCGUGAUCGAUAUUUGCAUAUACAUUUUGUCCGUAGAUAAACAUUGAAACAACUAACGCGUGGCUCGAAGCUACGAAUAGAAAGGGAUGAACAUAGUUGACCCCGACUGUAGAGUGGAUGUGAUGAACGUGUCCCGAUUGAGCAGAAAAUGGUGUGUAGAUAUCGUAGGAUUCGCGUCGUUGUGUUGCAGCUAAAACAAUAUGGUACUAACUACUGCUACUAAUAUAGACGCUUUCAAGAGUGCUUGCGAGUCAUGGAAAAGUCUCAUGUAAAACAAAGAUGUCUCCUGUAGUCGUACAUAAGUGUUGAAUCGUGCUAGUUUUUAUCGAUUACCAUCUAUCUAUAGGGUUUAAGUUAAUCGCAGUCAUUGUUUACAUAUUAAGCAGAUUUCAUUUUUUUGUUUCACACUCCUGAUACCAAAGCUAAAACCAAAGUAAUCAUCUUGAUACCUACUAAAUGGCAACAACCAACCAAAUUCGAAGCAUACGAAACGCUAAAUAGUCAUUCGAGAGUAAGUAGUUGAAUGUUUUAUAUAGAUUUUUUAUGUGUGUACAGCAAAACUGAUCUCAUCAAAAACAAUCUGAAAGAGAUCUGAUUUUUGGUGGAAACUAAUGGGAAUUUGUCCGUUGUCGGCUAGCAAAAAAUAACAGCUAAAUUUACAGUCGAGAACGAAAAAAAAUGGAAACAAUUAUUGAAGUAUUUUACAACAAGAAGGAAGUAAAAAUAUGAUGCCUUAUGAAAUAUAUAUAAAAAACACACACUUUUUUAAGACACCGAAAAAUUGAGAGCGCGUGAAAGUAAAUUGAAUGGAAUUACCAGAACUAUUACUAUGUAAGAAAACGUAAUUUCAGAAAAUUGUCCCGUUCCGUGUUCUAAAGAGAAGAAAAACCGACGCAACCUAAGGGGAAAAAACUAAAAUGGCGAACAAACAUAUGCAACUAUAUAUAUAUAGUCAUAAUAAAUUUAUAUAUUUAAAACAGUAGUUUAAGUGAUGAAAAUUAAUAUCGAAGAAAACAACCAAUUAGCGAAUCGCCUGUUUAAUCCGAAACUAUUUGCAGCCAGUUCUUUAGAUACUGUAAAAAAGCAACCGAACAAAAUACUUAUUUUUCGGUUUUUCUUUUUGUAAAAUGACAGCGAAGAAUACUAUGAUGUCCGGAAUAAAGAGCAGUGAUAUUCGAAAUAUACA
Molecule: messenger RNA, 3318 nt
Organism: Malaya genurostris
Lineage: Eukaryota; Metazoa; Arthropoda; Insecta; Diptera; Culicidae
Exons: 8
Coding region: 1078-2100 (340 amino acids)
Source: RefSeq, a predicted model, not a curated record